AUCCCGAGUCCCGGGCUCAGUAUGUGGCGCCUUCCUCGCGCGCUGUGUGUGCACGCUGCAAAGACCAGCAAGCUCUCUGGACCUUGGAGCAGGCCUGCCGCCUUCAUGUCCACUCUCCUCAUCAAUCAGCCCCAGUAUGCGUGGCUGAAAGAGCUGGGGCUCCGCGAGGAAAACGAGGGCGUGUAUAAUGGAAGCUGGGGAGGCCGGGGAGAGGUUAUUACGACCUAUUGCCCUGCUAACAACGAGCCAAUAGCAAGAGUCCGACAGGCCAGUGUGGCAGACUAUGAAGAAACUGUAAAGAAAGCAAGAGAAGCAUGGAAAAUCUGGGCAGAUAUUCCUGCUCCAAAACGAGGAGAAAUAGUAAGACAGAUUGGCGAUGCCUUGCGGGAGAAGAUCCAAGUACUAGGAAGCUUGGUGUCUUUGGAGAUGGGGAAAAUCUUAGUGGAAGGUGUGGGUGAAGUUCAGGAGUAUGUGGAUAUCUGUGACUAUGCUGUUGGUUUAUCAAGGAUGAUUGGAGGACCUAUCUUGCCUUCUGAAAGAUCUGGCCAUGCACUGAUUGAGCAGUGGAAUCCCGUAGGCCUGGUUGGAAUCAUCACGGCAUUCAAUUUCCCUGUGGCAGUGUAUGGUUGGAACAACGCCAUCGCCAUGAUCUGUGGAAAUGUCUGCCUCUGGAAAGGAGCUCCAACCACUUCCCUCAUUAGUGUGGCUGUCACAAAGAUAAUAGCCAAGGUUCUGGAGGACAACAAGCUGCCUGGUGCAAUUUGUUCCUUGACUUGUGGUGGAGCAGAUAUUGGCACAGCAAUGGCCAAAGAUGAACGAGUGAACCUGCUGUCCUUCACUGGGAGCACUCAGGUGGGAAAACAGGUGGGCCUGAUGGUGCAGGAGAGGUUUGGGAGAAGUCUGUUGGAACUUGGAGGAAACAAUGCCAUUAUUGCCUUUGAAGAUGCAGACCUCAGCUUAGUUGUUCCAUCAGCUCUCUUCGCUGCUGUGGGAACAGCUGGCCAGAGGUGUACCACUGCGAGGCGACUGUUUAUACAUGAAAGCAUCCAUGAUGAGGUUGUAAACAGACUUAAAAAGGCCUAUGCACAGAUCCGAGUUGGGAACCCAUGGGACCCUAAUGUUCUCUAUGGGCCACUCCACACCAAGCAGGCAGUGAGCAUGUUUCUUGGAGCAGUGGAAGAAGCAAAGAAAGAAGGUGGCACAGUGGUCUAUGGGGGCAAGGUUAUGGAUCGCCCUGGAAAUUAUGUAGAACCGACAAUUGUGACAGGUCUUGGCCACGAUGCGUCCAUUGCACACACAGAGACUUUUGCUCCGAUUCUCUAUGUCUUUAAAUUCAAGAAUGAAGAAGAGGUCUUUGCAUGGAAUAAUGAAGUAAAACAGGGACUUUCAAGUAGCAUCUUUACCAAAGAUCUGGGCAGAAUCUUUCGCUGGCUUGGACCUAAAGGAUCAGACUGUGGCAUUGUAAAUGUCAACAUUCCAACAAGUGGGGCUGAGAUUGGAGGUGCCUUUGGAGGAGAAAAGCACACUGGUGGUGGCAGGGAGUCUGGCAGUGAUGCCUGGAAACAGUACAUGAGAAGGUCUACUUGUACUAUCAACUACAGUAAAGACCUUCCUCUGGCCCAAGGAAUCAAGUUUCAGUAAAGGUGUUUUAGAUGAACAUCCCUUAAUUUGAGGUGUUCCAGCAGCUGUUUUUGGAGAAGACAAAGAAAAUUAAAGUUUUCCCUGAAUAAAUGCAUUAUUAUGACUGUGACAGUGACUAAUCCCCCUAUGACCCCAAAGCCCUGAUUAAAUCAAGAGAUUCCUUUUUUAAAAAUCAAAAUAAAAUUGUUACAACAUAGCCAUAGUUACUAAAAGAUGAGUUAGGUGGAUUUUUAUUAUGUCAACUAGUUGUACAUGGCUUUUUAAAAGUUAAUGAUUAUUUUGUAAUUAGAAAAAAAUAGUACGUACCAGGGUAGGAAUUUGGGAAAAUACAGAACCGAGGAGAAAACAGAAGUCUUUGCAGUAGAUACAGGGUGUCUCCUGACCAAGUGAAGGAUUCAGGGGCGGGGGGUGAAUAUUGCUUGACAUUACCCACCUAUGGCAUGUGUUGGAUGUCGUGUGAUUGAAAGGGGGAUGCAUUCCCCUGUAUGCUUGGACCACAGUUCAGUAUUCAUGUGGAAUAACUUGCAGUGCUUAAAAUGACAACAGGCAUUCAUCACAGUUAUGGCUCUUGCUUAUGAAGGCUGUGUCAACUUGGAAGAGAUUUCUGGGGUAGACAGAUUUUGUUCCUGUGCUGGAGUCUGCCACCUGCUGGAGGACUCUGAGGCCAAAAUUGCCCGUGCAGAGUUGUAUAGAAAAUGCGUCUGGAGGCUGGGCAAGGUGGCUUACGCCUAUAAUCCCAGCACUUUGAGAGGCCGAGGCGGGUGGAUCAGUAGAGGCUAGGAGUUUGAGACCAGCCUGGCCGAUAUCGUGAAACCCCGUCUUUACCAAAAAAUACAAAAAUUAGCCCAGUGUGGUGGCAGGCACCUGUAAUCCCAGCUAUUAGGGAGGCUGAGGCAGGAGAAUUGUGUGAACCCAGGAGGCAGAGGUUGCAGUGAGCCUAGAUUGUGCCACUGCCUGGGCAACAGUGAGAUCCUGUCUACAAAAAAAAAAAAAAAAAAAAGUGCAUCUGGAUUUUUUUAUACAACCUUAGACCACCUUCUUUAGCUUUAGGCGUCUGCGGUUGCCCUUGGAUCUGUUCUCAAUCCUCAGUGUGUGUGGCAGCAUGUGGUCAUAGAGAGCUGGGCAAAGUUCACUUUCUCUUUGCUGACAGUCUCACCUUUUCUCACUGGGAAGCUGCACAGGAGCCUUUGGGCUGGUUCAGCCCAGAGGCCCCUGUUCUCCUGCCUUCCUGGCAUUCUCUGCUCCCCUUCUGCAUGGCACCCCUCUACUCCUGCCAGGUUAGAAUGGAGCAGAGGCCUUUGAACAAGAUGACAUUUGUAGACAACCUGAUCCAUCAGGAUGUGGAGAGAUCUGGACAAAUGGCAAAUAAUUUGGGGUUGAAUUAUGGCCCAGAGAAGUAAGCAAAUGAAAAACUAAACAAUUAUAAAUGUAUCUGGGAAGCAAAGGUAUUCAUAAUAUGUCCCAUGGCCAGCUGCGAGCAGUAUUUAACUAGACAUGCUGUUGUCAAUAUUGAACAUGAAUCAAGCCAAAUACUGAUAUAGCUAUUGAGAGAAGGUUGGCAGGAAGAAAUCAUGGGUGAGGGUAUGUGGGAGUGAUAAUCUUAGCUAUAGAUUUUAGGUAAAACUGAUUCUGAAAGCUUUCUUUGAAACAAAUUUAUAAUUUUUCUUCUACAUGUUUCUAGCACAAGGACUCAAUUUUUUUUGGUUAUAAUGUUCAUUAAAACAUAUGCCUUCAAUUUGUUCCUCUUUGUUCUUUUUUGCUGAUUUAGCAGAUAUAAAUCACUUGUUAGUAUUUUUAACUAUCCAAGUUAAAAUGUACAUUUGUAAGUGUUAUUACUGGUCUUAUAUUUGAAGGUGCAAGGGGUCUUGUGCUGCUCAUUACUGGUUAUCUUGAGCAUUUCAUAACUGCUGCCUCCUCCUAAAUCCUGUGUUCCAACCGCUACUGCUGGCAAUGCCCAGCCUCCAUUGUGGAUGCGGGGAAUUGUGUUCAGCAUGCUUGCUUCUGCCACGGCACUAAAGCCUAACUUGCUUAGGAUCUUGCUGUACUUGGAGAGAGCAUCCAUUCGCUGAGCCUAGCAGCCAGGCUCUUGUGACUCCCUGGGAAGUGGGUGAAGACCUGGCUCCUGGCUGCAGCAGUGAGGAGGCAGGCCCUCCAGGUGAAGACUUCUCACAAUGGAGGGAAGGCAGUUUUCUCAAAGGAAAUUGAGUGCUAUUAUGUACUCUGCUUCCUACUUUCUCUUUCAGGGUGGGAAUCUGUUAAGCCUCCUCUCUCUCUUGCUCUGCAACCACAGAACACUUCUUUUUUUUUGGUGUCUCAGUUUUGCCCACACUGGAGUGCAGUGGUGCAAUAGUGGCUCACUGCAGCCUCCAACUCCUGGGCUCAAUCUAUCCUUCCACCUCAUGCUCCCCAGUAGCUGGGACUACAGGUGCAUGCCACUGUGCCCAGCUGAUUAUUAUUUUUUUUUGUAAAGAUUGGGUCAUACUACAUUGCUCAUGCUCGUCUUGAACUUGUGGCCUCAAGCGAUCCUCCUGCCUCAGCCUCUUGAGUUGUUGGGAUUACAGGAGUGUGCCACCAUGCCCAGCUCUGUGGAAAAUUCUCUGUGGCAUUCUGUCUCCUGAAAAUGCUGAAGGGACCAAGAGGGCUCUGUGUCCUUCCUCUUCUCUUCCCUGGCACUUUCAGACCAUUUUCUUGUUGCCUUCAUUCUAACAAAGGUUGCAGAUUGGAAAGCUGAUUUGGAAUGCUUUUUAAGUGUUUUCAGUUUCAAUAUUUUUAUGAAAUUCCUAUGGUCUCCAACAAACUUUUUUUUUUUUUUUUUUUUCUACACCUGGAGCUUAUCCUGCAGAAGCUUCCUGCCAAUGAUUGUUUUGGAGGAAAUUAAAAGAAAACCAAACGAAACCUCUCCUAUCCAAGGGGAAGAACUUUAUCCCCAUAUUGAUUGAAUAUAGGAUUCUAGAUUUAAAAUGUUGUAGGCAGUUAGAGUUUGCUCUUUUUUUUUUUCUAUUGGAAAGGUCCACAAAUGUUUUAUUGACAUUUUUGUCUUUAAUCCAUUUGGAUUUGGGGUACAUGUUACGAUUUGUCUACGUUAAUUUCCCUUUUAAAAAUAAAAAUAAUUCCUCAACUCCAA
Homo sapiens (human) is the source of this 4765-nucleotide messenger RNA. It is a transcript of the gene ALDH7A1, whose product is annotated as aldehyde dehydrogenase 7 family member A1. Bases 22 to 1641 code for a protein of 539 amino acids. The record is from RefSeq and is marked reviewed. Lineage: Eukaryota; Metazoa; Chordata; Mammalia; Primates; Hominidae. Gene Ontology annotation, biological process: L-lysine catabolic process; amino acid catabolic process. Gene Ontology annotation, cellular component: cytosol; mitochondrial matrix; nucleus. The transcript is spliced from 18 exons. Gene Ontology annotation, molecular function: L-aminoadipate-semialdehyde dehydrogenase [NAD(P)+] activity; oxidoreductase activity; betaine-aldehyde dehydrogenase (NAD+) activity.